This is a messenger RNA of Quercus robur (English oak), 604 nucleotides long. RefSeq names its product early nodulin-75-like. The transcript has a single exon. The coding region runs from base 49 to 417 and encodes 122 amino acids. The record is from RefSeq and is a predicted model, not a curated record. NCBI's taxonomy places the organism in Eukaryota, Viridiplantae, Streptophyta, Magnoliopsida, Fagales, Fagaceae.
UUUCUCAAGUUUGUAUAACCAUAAUUCUAAGUCUUUCAAGAGCCCAAAAUGUCUACCAAACACUUGGUUUUGUUGCUUCUCGCAGUGGUGCUUCUCACUACUCACUCUCUGGCUGAUCACCAUAAGCCACCACACAAACCACCGCACAAACCUCCUUCAGCUGAGGAGACUUCCCUGGAUUCAAAUUUGGAUGGCAAACCUCCCAAGGGAUACAAGCCACCACCAAAACACAAGCCACCUACCUCAUUGGACGGGAUUGAUGAGGAAAAACCCCCACACAAGGAACAACCAAUAGGCCCUAAAAAACCACCACACAGGCCUCCAGCACAGGAGUCCUCACUGGAACCAAACUUAGAUGGCAAGCCUCCCAAGGGUUACAAGCCACCACCAAAACACAAGCCUCCAACGUCCAACUGAGUGAGCCUAUAGCUAGCUAGGCUCUUGUUGGUAUUAUCGUAUGUGUAAUAAAAAGAGAUGCGAUAGCUAAUAUCCUCUCCCAUCCGACUAUUGUUUAUGCAUGUACCAUUUGCUACUAGUUGGAUAUGUUCGUGUCUGUACCUGUCUUUGCUUAUUAUGAAUAUAGUCGUGCACUUUGUUCUUGUUA